ACCAACAUGUUCUUGAGUAUUGCACUUUUCUGUCUCUUUUUUCAGACAUCAAUUUUCCCAGUCUCUGGAAUAAACAGGGAUAAAGUGACCCAGUUACCAGUGAACGUGACUGAACCUGUGGGUGCAAAUGUGUCCUUCCAGUGCUGGCUUCAUUCUUUUCAAAACGACCAAGCUGUCAAGGUAAUCUGGUGGAAGCAAGGUGAUCCUCAUUAUCUCAACGUGGAACAAGAUGACCGAAAAGUAACUGGCCGCAAAAAUAAAUACAGUGGCUUCCUUCAGAUAUUCAAUGUCAAUGUACAGGACAGAGGAAUGUACUAUUGCACAAUCGUCCGUCAAGGCAAAUUGAUUGGAAACGGAACAGGGUCCAAUUUAACAGUGUUGGUUCCACCGACUCCACUGAAUAUUCUCUCUCAGCAGCCUGGAAAAGAUCCAUCCGUGACCCUUGCUGUUUUAUGCUCCACAUCUCCUUUUUACCCGAGUGAUAUCAGCUUUACUUGGUACAAAGAUGGCAGUAAAACUACAACAGGAAUCAGUACAGUAAUUCGCGCAAUAGACGACAGACUAUACGAAGCAUACAGCCGGUUGGAAGAAACACAGGCAAUCCGAGCCAGAACUGUUUACACCUGCAUGGUAUCCCACAGCACCCUCCAAAUUUCAGCCGUGGUCAGUCACAUCGUAACGAAUGGCAACCCAGAUCGUGCGAUCACAAAGUAUUUGAUGAUUUCUGCAAAUGUAUCAGGUGGAAUGAUAUUAUUGGUGCUCAGCCUCAUCAUAGUGAAACGAUACGCAGCAAAGAAAAGUAUAGUAGUGAAAUCCAAUGAUGAAAAAUCGAGUAAUGAUGAACAUAAGGGAAUAACUGAUACGAUGACACCUUAUGCUGCACUAACUAUGAACAAUUUACAGAAGGCUCCAAGACCAAGGCAUCAUGAAAUGGUAGUAUAUGCUCAGAUAGGGGAAAAACUCAGAAAACAAUGACACCAUAUAACAGUAAUUAAGAUUCGAUUAGAGCUCAGGGUAUGAAACAUCCACAAUUCUACUUUUUCAAAAUCCAUUGCACUUGCACUAAUUCAUUGAGGCACUCUCUAUUUUAAUUGCUUUACCUAAUAUCUGAAUCCAAGUGACUAAACAUUCCUGAAACAUCGAUUCACCUGCUCCUCGACCUGGCCUGCUGUGUUUUUCCAGCAUCAUAUUUUUCAACUCACAAUAUACCAUCAAUUUCAGUUAGAUCCUCACUCAUCAUUUUAAACUCCAUCUAUUCCAGACCCAGAGUCCUUGACUGCUCCUCAUAUAGCAAGCACCACUCUUAUAAUUGUCCUCUGGACUCCCUCCAAUACCAGUACAUCCUUCCUUAAAUAUGCAGCUCACACUGCUCACAAUAUUCCCUAUACUGUCUGACCAGAGCCUUAGCAGCCUUUACAGUACACCAAUGCUUUUGUAUUCUAGCCUUUUUGAAAUGAGUGUGAACAUUGCAUUUACCUUCCAACUGCCUGAACCUACAUGUUAAUGUUGAGAGAAUCUUGAAUGAAAACUUCUAAGACCCUUUAUGCAUCAGAAUUCCAAAACCUUUACCCGUUUGUAAAGUAACCUAAGCCUUUAUUCUUCUUGCCAAUGUGCACAACCUCACACUUUCUCACAUUGUAUUCCAUCUGCCAUUUAUUGCCAACUCUCCUAGCACAUCCAAGUCCUUCUGCAGCGUCCUCACUUCUUCAACAUGUCCCGCCCCUUUUGCAACAAUCUUCAACCAGAAGUGGUGACUGGAUGAGACAUGUAAGCCACCUCCAGAGUUCCCCAUCACAGGUACAAUUCUUCAGCAAAUUCCUUAAUUACAUGUGAUAUGCACAAACUUAGAAAAGGAACCAAGACAGAGUAAAUUCAGCCAUAGUGUGUGUGUGAUAGAGUGUGUGUGUGUGUGUGUGUGUGUGUGUGUGUGUGUGUGUGUGUGUGUGUGUGUGUGUGUAUAAUUUACAGAUCCCAGUAGAGGUGGAUCAUGCUGUGAUUGUCUGAGUGUGAAGUAAUGAUAUUUACAGAGUCCAGAACGGGGAGAUUGCUGUUGGUGGUGUGUAUGCAGUGACUGAAGCCACCCUGAGUUUAAGCAGCUACUUCCCAGCAUUGAGAGAUGAACUGUUGAUGAAAAAGUGGAACAGCCUUGUAAUGUCUCUUGAUAUGUUUCUCGGA
This is a messenger RNA of Hemiscyllium ocellatum (epaulette shark), 2175 nucleotides long. Its product is annotated as signal-regulatory protein beta-1-like. Gene Ontology annotation, biological process: T cell costimulation; cellular response to lipopolysaccharide; cell surface receptor signaling pathway. The transcript is spliced from 6 exons. The record is from RefSeq and is a predicted model, not a curated record. Lineage: Eukaryota; Metazoa; Chordata; Chondrichthyes; Orectolobiformes; Hemiscylliidae. The coding region runs from base 7 to 975 and encodes 322 amino acids. Gene Ontology annotation, cellular component: external side of plasma membrane.